UCGUUUUUUUUUUUAAACCUUUCAACCGGAAGUCGUUCUAGUAAAAACAUCGCACAUGUUGCUAACAAGAACUGCAAGUGGAAAAGAUGGAUCAGAAGAAAAGUAACAGUCCCAAAAAUACUUCUCGGGAUUUGCUGGUCUGCGGGAACGGACAAGGAAUUCAUGAUAAGCUGUUACUGAAAUCCAAGCGCGCAUCGUCACUGCACACGGAAAAGGUCCCGAGAAGCAGUGUUCUAGACAGGCUCCAGUGUUUCCUGCCUCAGAUGGCCCUGGCUAAUGAGACAUUAAGGCAGCAGAUGGAGAACCUUCCUGCAGGUCACUUUGACAUUGAGAGUGUUGAGGAAGCAGAGAAAGUCAUUGAGAUGGAUGUUGCUCUGGUGGAGCUGGAGGGCUCAGACAGCAGCGAGGAAGAGGAGUCCCCCGAGGAGGAGAGCUCAGAUGAAGAGACUGUCAGUGCAGAAACGCUUAAACUACCUGGCAACCGGAAGAGAAAAACCAACAUUGAAGUGCUAGAAAAAGAAGGAGAAUGAAAGGACAUGUCACCUGAUGGCAAAGGCAGCACCACUUUACGUUACCCCUCACACACACACAGAGGGUCUGGGAAUUAUCUCUCUGCUAAGCAGAGGACUCUUGAGCUACGGUAAUAUGGACCUGAAACAGAAGAGCAUAAUUCUCAGUUUAUACGUUGAGUGACGGACAUGUUUGAUGAGGUUGAAGUGCUGAGGAUUUUCACUGAGCAUGGACAGUACAGCCUUUGUUCUAUUUGCAUGAAUAUAUUUGGAUGUCUGUAUGAGAGAAAGACCAGAUCUCAGGUUACCUAGACAAAAGGUGACAAGGAUUAAAGCAACAAGGUUUAAUUAGAGCUAAUCAGGGAUUUGUUUGCUGAUCAAGUUUUGCAUUCUAAACAUAGCAAAUCACUGAUUAAAACCUUAACCUCUGAUUAAAACCUUCAUCUGCGAUUCUUUUUCCAUCCUGCUAAAUUUAUCAAUCUAAAAAAGUCUGGUACUCUUGUGAUUUUUGAUUUAGCCACAAAUAAACACUUUUCCAUAGUGUUCAGUGA
Pangasianodon hypophthalmus (striped catfish) is the source of this 1060-nucleotide messenger RNA. RefSeq names its product NOP protein chaperone 1 (gene nopchap1). The record is from RefSeq and is a predicted model, not a curated record. NCBI's taxonomy places the organism in Eukaryota, Metazoa, Chordata, Actinopteri, Siluriformes, Pangasiidae. The transcript has 4 exons. Gene Ontology annotation, biological process: box C/D snoRNP assembly. Gene Ontology annotation, molecular function: box C/D methylation guide snoRNP complex binding. Bases 87 to 530 code for a protein of 147 amino acids.